Messenger RNA from Contarinia nasturtii (swede midge), 1335 nucleotides. Its product is annotated as probable chitinase 2. The transcript is spliced from 3 exons. Gene Ontology annotation, molecular function: chitin binding; chitinase activity. Gene Ontology annotation, biological process: carbohydrate metabolic process; chitin catabolic process. The record is from RefSeq and is a predicted model, not a curated record. Bases 102 to 1316 code for a protein of 404 amino acids. Gene Ontology annotation, cellular component: extracellular region. NCBI's taxonomy places the organism in Eukaryota, Metazoa, Arthropoda, Insecta, Diptera, Cecidomyiidae.
UUGAACGUAGCACACGUCAUUUUCAUUGCAACCAUCAAGUGAAAAAACCAUCAAAGUACAAAAUUGAGUUAAUUUUUUUAAAAGUUAUUCCACACACCAAAAUGCGUUUCGCUAUCGUUUUAAUGGUAUUCUGCCUCUUUGCAUUGGUAGCUUCUCAAAGUGGUCCAUCCCAUGGCAAAUCGGUUAUAUGCUACAGUAUGGCAGAACCAUCAUUUGCGUUGGAAUCCUUCUUCUAUAGUUUGAUGGGAAUGAGUCAAUUUGGUAAAACUGAUUUCAAUUUGUGCACGCACCUCAUUUACUUGGACUAUCGAUCCAUACUAGCAAAUGGACUUACUACUUAUGAUGACGACCAUCUCAAAAUGCUACGCAAUAAAUAUCCACAUUUGAAGAUUUCCUUGGGCAUUGUACAAGACGAGCAAACAAUAACGGAAAAACAAAAGAAUCUGAUGGAACGUCUAAAGUUCGUUGAUUAUCUCGUCAGUCUGACUGUGAAUCAUAGCUUCGAUGGACUGCACAUAGGUUUAACAUACGAUGGCCCUACUUACAAUGCGACCGGCGUUUCAACUUUGUUAAAUGAUCUUUCAAUGAGCUUAAAACCGAAACAAUUGUUGCUUUCAUUUUCACCGAUGAAACCGCCAGUGUCUCGUUCAAAUGAAUUGGACUCAUUUGCGCCGAUUGCAAAUUAUUUGGAUUUCAUGCACCUUCAAUACUUCGGCAAUAUUGAUGAAAUGAUCAAACUGGGUGUGCCACCUUCAAAAAUUGUCAUCGAAGUGGUGAUUAUAACAGGUCACUCUCUUCGACGUUCAUUUAGUAUUUUCGAUUUCGAUUCAUUUAAAUCGUUUUUACGAUACGAUGAAAUUUGCGAUUUGCUGAAGGGUGUCUCGAUAAAACGGAUAUUCUAUGACAAUUUUGAGGAGAAGAUACACGCCGACUACAUUGAUGAAUCAGGUGAUGGACGCUCAGUUCUGUUUGAAGAUACCCGUUCGAUUGCUAAUAAAACCAGAAACGCGAUGCGACGCAAUUUGGCUGGAGUGGCAGUGUUUACAGCUGACGCCGAUGAUUCAUAUGGAAAAUACCCCAUCGGAGCCAAUACCUUUGAUGAUUUCAAAUCUGAUGCGAAUGUUGUAGCGAACAUUCCGAAUCAAAACACUCGUACCUAUCCAAUGCUUAGAACUGUUAAUCAAGCAAUCGUAUUGGCACUGGACGAAAUGGAUCAACUACAUAUCCCCUACACUAAAACCAUGGCGAGAAAUCAAAACAGUUCGGACGCAUUCAGUUGGGACAUUUUUAUUGGAAAUUUAAUCGAUGCAUUUUGAUGCACAUUUUUAAAUUAUC